This is a messenger RNA of Limulus polyphemus (Atlantic horseshoe crab), 1891 nucleotides long. RefSeq names its product thyrotropin-releasing hormone receptor-like. The record is from RefSeq and is a predicted model, not a curated record. The transcript is spliced from 2 exons. Gene Ontology annotation, molecular function: thyrotropin-releasing hormone receptor activity. Gene Ontology annotation, biological process: G protein-coupled receptor signaling pathway. Bases 92 to 1261 code for a protein of 389 amino acids. NCBI's taxonomy places the organism in Eukaryota, Metazoa, Arthropoda, Merostomata, Xiphosura, Limulidae. Gene Ontology annotation, cellular component: membrane.
GAAUAUUCUACUUAACACGAGCAAUUCCUAGGAUAUACUUCACUAACAUUUGUGCAUAUAUUUAUAUAACAUACAUAAUAAAGUCAUCAGCAUGACAACGCAUGCAACACUCUUGCCAUCAUGCUAUGAAGAGAGCGAUUAUUCCACGCUCAAUCUGUCACUCACGACAGAUAUAUCGAACUGCAGCUCUUUUUGGGAUACCUCAAUUAAAACGGAAAAGAUAAUUGCAUAUCAAGACCCAACAUAUUAUUCACUGAAUUACCGUAUUAUAGGGACUAUUUUUCAAGGCGUAAUAUUUCUUGUAGGCGUGCUGGGUAACAUUAUGGUGGUAAUAGUUGUAACCAAAACUCGAAGCAUGCUCACCCCUACUAACUGUUACCUCGUCAGUUUGUCCCUAGCUGAUCUCUUGGUCCUGAUGGCUUCUGUACCUAACGAAAUCUUAUCUUAUUACUUACUAGGAGACGAGUGGAUCUGGGGUCGAGCUGGGUGUAUUAUCUUUAUAUUUCUUCAAUAUCUAGGGAUCAAUGCUUCGUCCCUGUCUAUCACAGCUUUCACGGUGGAACGGUACAUCGCCAUCUGCCAUCCCAUGAAGGCCCAGAUGGUUUGUACUGUCAAUAGAGCCAAAAAGAUCAUCAUCGGGGUUUGGGUGUUUGCCUGUCUCUACUGCUCCCCUUGGCUUUUUCUCACGAAGACUGUACCCAUCUAUUAUAAAGGACACGAGAACAUGGAGACCUGCACCUUUGCUCUAUCCAGAGAACAUUACUUGGGUUAUUUCUUUGCUGAUUUGGUGAUAUUCUACAUUUUCCCAUUGCUAUUGUCCUGUGUACUCUAUGGGCUAAUAGCAAGAAUCCUCUUCACUAACAGUUUGGGUGAAGACUAUGGGAAACGAAACGGAGUGAAAACCUCAGAUUGGAAGAAGACUAAUAAUAACAGUGCUCGAGUACAGGUGGUGAAGAUGUUAGCUGUAGUUGUAGCUGUAUUCGCUACCCUGUGGAUGCCCUAUCGAGUACUUUUGGUUUACAACUCGCUGGCUAAAGAACGCUACAUGGAACUCUGGUUCUUGAUGUUCUGUAAGACGAUGAUCUUCAUCAACAGCGCUAUUAACCCGAUUCUCUACAAUGCCAUGUCUGUCAAGUUUAGACGUGCUUUCAAGAAAGCGCUCUCUUGUGGAAGAACGAGACAAGAAACAGGGUUAGUGCCGUUUCGAAGUGUAGCCAUCACGACACGCGAAAACGUCGCUCAGAAGACAACUGAAGCUUGAGGAGUAAUCUUUCCUUCAAAAUAUAUAAUAUUUACUUGAUAUAACUGUUUAUUUAUUUAUUUUCGAUAUAUUAUCGGGCUCUUACCCUUAGGCUGUUUCAUUACAAUAUUGUCUUCUUAAUCAUAAUAUAUACUAAGUGUAGGGUACACAAAAUUUCGAUAAAUUGACAAAGAAACAAACAAAAAAAACCAGCUGUUAUUGAUCUGUGUUCUGAUAUUUCAGAAUUAAUAAAAUAUAAUUCCUCGAAUCACCUAUUAACUGACCUUUUUUACAAAAUAUUUAUUAUUUACAUAAUUGAAAUCCUCCGAAAUUCUGAACUUUUACAUAAAACUGAUUGUUAUACAUCAUUGUCACAUAUUGUAGUUAACUAUUUGGCCUUCAGAUAGCGUUUUACCUUAGAGAAAUGUAGGAGAUGUAAUUCGGAUAUACUUUGUAGACUGAAUAUUAUUCGAUGUUCAUUAGAAGUUCUCAAUGCUGUAAAUUGAAUUAAAACUAAAACAGUCGAAAUAAGGAAAUAAUUUUGGUAUUAUUACCUUUAAGAGCAGAUAAAAGGUAAUAUUGUUAAAUUGAUUGUUAUUGACGGUAUAAUCUGAACUUAUCUAUUGUUACGUCGUCCAAAUGUUAUGUAGA